Messenger RNA from Mycena citricolor, 4302 nucleotides. The record is from the annotation of a GenBank genome assembly. NCBI's taxonomy places the organism in Eukaryota, Fungi, Basidiomycota, Agaricomycetes, Agaricales, Mycenaceae.
GCGAAGGGCGCAUCUCUUAACGCAUCUCUCCUCGUAGAACGAACGAAACGAAAACCUACCGAGUCUUACCUCUUCACUGGGCGUGAUGCGGACCAACAUGACCUCGAUUCCAUCUACGCCGUGGGCACCAACGCAUUUCUGCAGCUAUGCACAUUGAACGAUGUGUUUCGAGAAUUCGAGGGGCCUUUAUUUUCGGACUCGUCUAGGCAGACGGAUAGGACGCUCCUUCCUAUGUCACAGACCGCAGAGUUGGACGCCGUGAUUGCAAGGUUUUUACCGCUGCUAGGACCGUAUCUGAUCGAGGCGCCCACUGGCAGAGCUUUGGAGUGGCUUGUGAGGAGGUUCAGGAUCCACGAGUUCAAUGUCGAAUCUAUUCUGGCAUUGUUUCUGCCAUACCAUGAGUCUCCGCAUUUUGCCAAGAUGCUAUCUAUCCUACACAUCAAGCCGAACUCAACAUGGAUAUUCCUUUUGCCCUUCAAGGCAGCGGCUCAAAACAUCCAGCGGCCCGCUCUGGUCACAGAGAUGCUGAAGAACGCGGAUGCAACCCACUUUGUGGUCAACCUUCUCCCCUCAGCGCUCAAAGGCGGCUACUCCCACCACACUCUCCUCGCGUUUAAUGCUGCAACAGUCCACGAUUAUCUCAAACGAGCUAAAUCGCUGGACGAGGGGACUUUGGCGCUUCUUUUGUCCGCUUUCCUCGAGCCACUAUCUUCCAAAUUCGAGGCCCCAAGAGAUGCUGUUCUUGGAAGCUAUAUCUUGAUCGCUGCCUUGACUCAAGUCUGUCAGUUAACCGCAACUGCUUUGAAGACCACCAUCGGCGCUAUGGCUGGUUGCGCGAAGCGUGUUUCCACCCGCCAGUUUGUGAAUACACUGGUGGCUGUAUGCGAAGCUCAGGAGCAGUUGGAUUCCUUCACGGAUGGAACUGCGAAGAAUGUUCUCCGGUUGCCAAACAUCGCACAAGAACUUCGGAUCGCAGAGAAAUAUGCAGGGGCGGAGAGUCUGUACGCUCCCCUACUCACGAGUGCAUGCAAACACAUUGAGGACGAGGCAUUGCCGCCGUUUCUCGAAUACAUCAUUGGGUCGCCCACGGCUCUUGUGGGCGUCAUCAAGCAUCUGACUGCAGUUCUCCUGCGCGCGGCUGUUUCAGAGGACGAUAUUCUUGCGACGAACAACACACUGUUGGGCAGCAUCUUGCCAAAGAUCAAGCAGAUACAUCCAGAAUGUUUCGAACAAGUGGUUGCUGAGCUUUCCACGGCGCAACCCGAUCUACAAGCAACGCUCAACGAGUUCGUUGUGUCGUUGGCAAUUUCAGGGCCUCUUGCACGGCUCGCUACAUCCGAAGGCACGAGUGUGGUCGCUUCGAUGAAUUCAGACGAGCAUGCUCGUGCAGCUGGCGUCAAGGAGCUGCUGAAAAGCGCCAGGCAGAAUCUCACGGAAUCCGUGCGCGACGCUCUUAUUGCUCGCGUCCAAGACACAAGUGUCAUCGUGCUUACAGCUCUGUAUUCUGAUCCGGUUUCCCUGCUCCCUAUCUUCCUCCAUGAACCAAAACGCUACAUCGAUGGACUUUCUUUGUCCUUCGGCAGCGGCCAAAAGAUCAGACGUCAUAUCCUUCGCCUUCACCUUGGUUUUUUGGCGACCCAUUUCUGUGCCAAAGCCACAUCCGAGUCGAAGGAGGAUGUGUUCCAUCAGAUCAUCUUUCCGUUUUUGUUGUUCUCCAAGACCAGGCAGCAUACCGCCGAGCUCGUCUGGGAAGUCAUCUCGCAGAAUCCGGCUAUCCGGCACGAGCUGUUGAUUGGUUGUGUGACCAACAUGGACGGCGACGACAGCAACAAGAUGGCGCAUAUCAAUGACUCGACGAGGCGCAGAAUCGCUGAAAACAUACUCAACUCGGACCGUUAUGCCACGCACUUGAGUGCGCUCGUCCGUAAGGCGCAUGACGCUGACCCCAACGUGCGGGUCCUGGCCUUGCUAAUUAUGCGAGCUCUGCUCGAGCAACUCUCUGGCGAACGUUUGCUGGAUGCCGCGAGCCAGGCUUUCGAGGCCGUUAAUUUGCAACAACUUCCAGAUGUUGACGCAUCCCUGCUGGGAUCACAAGGCCUGAUCCAGUAUCUCAGCCAAGCUGUAAUCGGAAAGAUGGUCGUGCACAAGCUCACCAGUAAGACGACGACAAGUUGGCUACAGAUAUCUAUUCUGGCCUUCGUAGCUUCUGUUCCCAAACAGGCCGGACGAGUCCCUGACUGGUUUGGGCCUUCGGAUCCUCACGUGCAACUACAGCGAUCCGUCUACAGGAUUGCCAACUCGACUGCGGCGACGCCUCUCCUCAGCAUAGGAUUGCUCUCGGAACUCUUCGCCACCCUCAAGGAUGAUUCCUUGGCAUUCUUGUCAGGCCUGUGGACGAUGGCAGAAAACAACAAUGAGAGCUGGAUUUGCCUUCUGGCUCUACGCCAUGCCGCUGCAUUCCUGCAAGCCCACAGUGAGGAAUCGGAUGCUGUUGAUUUUCAGACGAUUCUGCCUGCUUUGGUCGUGUGCUUGUCCAGCAAGACGAGACAAGUUCGGGAGGCCGCUUCAGAAUGCAUUGCCCUGUUGCAGCGCAUGGCCAACGAAGCCAAGUUCUCUGCAGUCUAUGCAUUCGAUGCAAUCUACGGGACUACAGAAGCCAGCCUUCAAUACGUGUCUGCAGCAGAGCUCGGCCGCUACCUCAACGCACUCACCGACCAUAGAGAGCAUAUCGCCCUGGACUUCCAUUCUAUAAAAGUUCUUCAUGCUCAGCACCUCACCAGAGCAAAGAGCGACGCGAAAAAGGAUGCGGAAUACAAACAGCAUAUACUGUGCUAUCUUCUGUCCCAUGUUGUUGCUGUCCCGCUGACAUCCAUGCGCGUCGUGCUUUUGGAGGUCCUUCAAAAUGUGUCGGAUGCCUCAAAGAGCACUGUUCUGACGCCACUCAUCUCAGCCGCGAGUCACGGCAGCUUGGAGGAACGGCUCGCUUCACUCGUUAUCGCUUCGUUCGACACUUCGACCGUUUCAAUCUUGAAUGAUGUCAAGAACAAGACGUGGAUAGACGUCUUUGUUCCGUUGUUGGAAUAUUGUUUCAAGUCUGCUUCACCCUCUUCCUGCCGUCAAGUGCUGUUAGGAAACCUGGAGAAGCUAGUCAGUCAACUCACUCUGGAGAGGAAAGUGGCACUGUGUGAAGUUGUUUUGACUGCGGGAGUUAAAGAUGCGGAUAUGUACCUGUCUGCAAAGACUCUUGUUGCCACUGCUCUCAGCGAUAUUGCAGUCAGCAUGCAUCUGCUCGGAAACAUCCGACCAGACGCCAGCUCAAGUCCUCGUGCCAGCAAACGUGCCAAGCUAUCAGAAGUGCCAGACGACAGCUUUGCCCGGCUCAGUCUUCUUGCAGAGGUUUUGGCUGACAUGGCUCUGCCCGGGUCCCUUGAUCUCGUGUCCCGACUGCUGGAGACGUUACAUCAUGUCGUGCAAUCCAACGCGCCGGCUGAUGUCGACGUCAGCUACAUCGAGCAGUCACUGAUGUCUGCUAUCGAGCGCUCGGCAGAGAAGAUUGCUACUCUAUCUUCCUCCAUCCAUCUUGAUAUUCUGGUUGAGCUUAUCCGCGUUGCCGAUAACCCGCAAACAUCGAACCAAGCAUUGCUGCUCAUGGCUACUCUGGCCCGUCUGGCUCCUGAAUCGGCUCUGCAAAAUGUGAUGCCUGUUUUCACCUUCAUGGGCUCAAAUGUGUUCCACCGUGACGACUCGUACAGCUUCAAAGUGGUCCAGAAAACAAUCGACAGCAUCGUCCCGGUGAUGGUCGCCUCCCUCAAAAAGUCGCAGCCCUCGAGAUUAGAGCUCUAUAUUGCUGCCCGAGACUUUGUCAGAGUGUUUACCGAUGCGUCAAAUCACAUUCCGCGACAUCGCAGGACACACUUCUUUGGUCAUCUUACGAGUGUCCUGGGCGUGUCGGAUUUCCUGCCCCCACUGUGCAUGCUGCUUGUUGAAAAGCUCGGCGCUCGCGUAAUUCGGCAAAACCACGAUGAGCUGCAGAACACUUUGGCCUUACCCAUUUCUGUCAUCCACCGACAGCCAGUCGAGCUCCAAAUCUUUGUGCGCACUCUCAUAUUGUCGAAAGUUUGGUUUUUGACAGCGUUCAGGUUCUCACGGAAAUGCUCCGAGAAUCACAGAGACUACUCGCACGAGCGGCCGAUCCCGAGAAUCUCGAGCCGUGUCUGUUGGAUACCUCUCCGUGAGCCGGUUUACAUUGGGCGGUGUCACGUGUCCCGCUAACCGUACCUCAGCGACGAUAACCAGCUCCAG